Dunckerocampus dactyliophorus (ringed pipefish) is the source of this 2657-nucleotide messenger RNA. It is a transcript of the gene fancg, whose product is annotated as FA complementation group G. The record is from RefSeq and is a predicted model, not a curated record. The coding region runs from base 58 to 1890 and encodes 610 amino acids. The transcript has 14 exons. Lineage: Eukaryota; Metazoa; Chordata; Actinopteri; Syngnathiformes; Syngnathidae. Gene Ontology annotation, cellular component: Fanconi anaemia nuclear complex. Gene Ontology annotation, biological process: interstrand cross-link repair. Gene Ontology annotation, molecular function: protein binding.
CCUGAUUAGCACUUCCGGUUAUUCUACAAACGAGGGAAAAGUUGAAAACUUCUACCGAUGUCUUCUAAAAGACAACAAUCACCUUCUAAAAUAUCGGAUAGUUGGAUACAGGAGAACAACGAAUUAGUAAACAAAUGGAAGCUACAAAACAAAGAUGCCUUGAGUGGAGACCAGAAGCAUACCAGAUUGUUGCUGUCCGAGUUUCACAAACUUAUAAGAAAAAUACAAGGUCUUCCUCCUCUUGAAGAUCACUCACAACUCGAGUUAUGUGUAGCGUACAAUGUGUGCUUGUUGUCCAUGGUGCUUUCUCAGGUGUCAGAGGCCAAUAUGCUCCUCACACAAUCUAUGAAUAGAGUUCUCCAGAUGACAGGAGUUGAUGCAUUGGCUGUCCACUCAUCUAUGUUUUGGCGUACAGUUCUUCAGUCAGUGGAAAGCAGUGGAGCAGUAAAAUCCUGUGUAGCGAACCUUUUCUGUGUGCAGUGGGCUAUAUGGCUGGCGAACUGUUGUGUUGAAAAAAUAGAAGAGUUUCAGGAGGAGUUUUCUUCUCUGUCUGCUGGAGUUAAGCAAGACAUGCCAAGUGAAGUGGGGCAAACAUAUUCAAACACUCCUCUUUUGGUGAUGGAACCUAGACGCUUUGUUGAAUUAUUGCAGAUGUGCACUUUGAUCACGCAAGGCGCAGAAAGGCUGAAUGAGGGUCAAAACUCAAAGGCAAUAACUGAUCUGCAGGCUGCUUCCUCGCUGCCCGCCCCCAGAACUCUAGUGGCAUACACACACCUCCUCUCUGGCUCCUGUCUAGCCCGCACGGGUCGCCCUCAGAUGGCACUACAGUGUUACAGGACAGCACUAGAGACAGACUCCCAAUGUGUUGGUGCUCUAUAUCAGAGUGCACUCAUCUUCAGACGCCUGGGCAACGCACAGGCAGAGAUACAAGCCCUUCGUUUGCUUUACUCGACACUUAUGUUACCCUCCAAACCAGUUAUGAUGAGCGAUGAUGUCCUCCCCUCUUCCUUACUGCUACGGGGCCAAACUCUGAGCGGCCUGCUCUCUGUUCCCUCUGCUCUUUGUGUCCUUCACAGUUUGGCCCAGAAGUGUGUGCUGCAAUCAAGAAUGUCAGAAGGUGUAGAAAAUUAUCUGGGCCUGUUGGCUGCUCUUCACUCAGAACAUCACAGAGUGUGCUCUGAGGACUCUCACCUUCCCAGGCUACCUGAACUGUAUCUGGAGGCCGGUGCCGCCCUGCUCAUGGCCCAGCGGCCCUUGGAUUGCCUGACGUUAUGUGAUGAAGUCAUCACCACAACACUGGAUCUGCUGCCAGAGAAGGUGGUGAUGGAGGAACCCGAAUCUGCAGAUGUGUGCACUGGAGGUGAGGAUAAGGUGGCGAUGCUACUUUGGACAGGCGCCGCUUACCUCCUCCAGGGUCAUUGUCACUGUCACCUGCAGGACUGGAAACAAGCUGUGAUUCACUACACAAGGUGUAUCAACCUGCUGGUGAAGGUGCACUUUAAAGAGAAAGGUGGCCAACCUCAAGUCCCCACCGCAGACAUGGUUGAUGAACAAAGAGCAGAUCUUGGGGUCCUGCAGAGGUUGAAAGGGCUCUCGCUAGCUUGGCGGGGCAUUAGCUUCAUGCAGUCAGACGAGCUCAGAAACGCACUGAGAGACCUCCACCUCGGACUACAGGCCUUCCCAGAGUGUGUGGGUGCAGGGCUGUGGUGUGGGGAGGUGCUGUGGAAGCUUGGCAGGAGAAAAGAAGCAGCUUCCUGUUGGGAGAAGACCUGGAGCAUCACCACACACUCGGCAGAGAGCAUUCCUGUAUACUUGAGGGAGCCUCAGUCUGGACCCAUGUUGGACUCUGCAGAGCUUCGCCUCAGAAUAUCCAAACUUGAUCCCACCUAGUCUACCUUGAACGGAGCAAAAGAACCGCCUUGCAGGUUUUGUGCUGGCAAACCGUUCCAGUGUUUUGUGGAAUAGACGUCAACAGACAAGAGAAUGUUGUACGUGCUCGUAAAAUUUAUGUAAAGUUGUUUUAAUGUGAAUAUGUUGAUUUCCAAUAUAUAUUUACGAACGAACCUUAUGUAAUUGUAUAGCCUUACAACAUAUACAACUGAUACCCCAUGGGCCAAAUCCAGCCCUUAAAUGAUAUCAGACCAGUCUGCAUGUUCAGUUUAAAUAUUGGGAGAGCAAGGUUUUGCAGCAGAUUCUUAAAAACAGCAGAAAACUCUGUUAUAUACGUAGAAGAUCUUUGACUAGCAGUAGAUUCCUUAAACAAGCACAGCACUCUGAUUCUAUAGAGGAUCUUUGACAAGUGUUUUUUCAUUAGAUUCCGUUUGUGCUUCUUUGUCUUAAUUUAUGCAUUUGUUACUUUAUUCCUGACUACCAUUUGGUGAAGUAAACAUUUUAAGAUUAUAUGGCAAAGUCUUGCAUUGAUAUACACAAAAUAAAUUACAGCAUAUUAGGCAAAUCCCUAUAUAUUUAUAUAUUAUGCAUGUUAUUGGCCAGCAUAAGUAUAGGGCUGUUUUAUUCAAUUUGUGAAAGUGCUAUUAACGAACAGAAGAUCAAAUAACACACAUGUAACAGUAUUAAUUAAUGCCCCUUGCAUUGUUAAAAUGUUGCAAUGCCUGUUGCCUCUCUGCAUUUACACAAUUGGAUUAGCAAAAUAAAUA